AUGUAUUGCAUAGGAUUUUGUAUUUUCAUAUUUUUAUUUGUAGAAACCGAUUGUUGGGUUCCUAAGUUAAGAACUGGUUUCAAAGAAGUUGAUACGGAAAAUUAUCCGUACAUAGUAAAACUAGCUUUCCAAUUCCCAGAUAUAGACGAGCCCCAUGCCUUCAGCACCUCGUGCACAGUCACGGUGCUGACUCCCACCUGGGCCCUGACUGCGGCCAUCUGCAUCUCCGGGGCGAACCUGGCCCAUCCAUCCAAACCCAUCGUCUACGUCAUCGACUAUUCCCCCAACAUCACUGAGACCGCGACAGAGAAAAUAAGCAAGAUAUUAUCCAUAAACAUACAUCCUAAUUUCAGAUUUAUUCCAAAUUAUUACUUAACCUUUGAGUACAAUAUGGCAUUAUUGAAAACGGAAGAAAUUGAACUGAAGGAGUACGCGCGGCUCAGUGCGAUGGAGCCGAUGGCGAUGAUCGGGCACGCCGUAGAAGUGUUUGGGUAUCCGUUGGAAUUUGGCGUAACAAGGCGGCCAUUACUGAUGUUUGAUGUUGUGGUGACAAAGUGUGUUAAGUAUAUAUGUGGUGCGAGUCGGUGCUGGCAGUCGAGCGCAGCGGCAGGGGAGAGUGUCGGCGGACCGGUACUCCACCGCUCUGGCAUCAUAGCCACAUACUCAGGCGCGUCAGACCUUAAAACACAUGAAUACGGGAAUUUUAAAUUUUCAGCUGUCGCGACGUCACUCCAUUGGAUUUUGAAUUUGAUAAAAGCUUAG
This is a messenger RNA of Trichoplusia ni (cabbage looper), 762 nucleotides long. RefSeq lists its product as uncharacterized. NCBI's taxonomy places the organism in Eukaryota, Metazoa, Arthropoda, Insecta, Lepidoptera, Noctuidae. The transcript has a single exon. Gene Ontology annotation, biological process: proteolysis. The record is from RefSeq and is a predicted model, not a curated record. Bases 1 to 762 code for a protein of 253 amino acids. Gene Ontology annotation, molecular function: serine-type endopeptidase activity.